This is a messenger RNA of Drosophila serrata, 998 nucleotides long. Its product is annotated as protein rolling stone. NCBI's taxonomy places the organism in Eukaryota, Metazoa, Arthropoda, Insecta, Diptera, Drosophilidae. Gene Ontology annotation, cellular component: membrane. The record is from RefSeq and is a predicted model, not a curated record.
UCCUGGAGUGUAGAGUCAUUUCGAUGUUUAGUUACAAAAAUUUUAAAUAAAAAAUUAGAUGAAUGGAGGGCUUUAACCAUUCGCAAGUGCCUUUAAGCCUGAGGGAAGAGUUCCGUUGGAAACGAUUUGGCCUGGGAUACAAUUCGCCUUUGAACUUUCUGCGUUCCCAAUGGCAAUCAAAACCUAAAUCGAGUUUCUUCCUGGCUUACCGCUGCUUUCUGGGUGCUUUUUUUGGAAUCGGUGUCAUCAGUUAUACGGUGCGAUACUUUCAGAAAGGCACUUGUUUCAUCUAUUUAACCAAUUGGUCGUUUUAUAUGUGUGGCAUUACCAGUGUUUAUGCUGCUAUUCUGCAGACAGUAUAUCACUUUCAGGACAGUUCAUGGGUUCCCCCAACUUGGGUGAUGCAGAGCUAUUGGGCCUGCUUCUGGAUUACUUUGUGCGCCGCACAUGUGGUUUCCCUUACAUAUUGGUGUUUGAUAUAUCCCAGCGAUCGGGUGCCAACCAGUCCGACAUAUGUCUCAGACCUAUAUAACAUCUGGACCCAUGCAAUGCCGAUUAUUCUCUUCACAAUUGAUAACUUGGUGGUUGCCCAUCCCUCUCGACUUCUGCACUUUAUUUAUCCAAUGGGCUUUUGUUUGGUCUAUUUGGGAUUUACGAUCGUUUUCUACGUCGCAGGAGGUCGAGACUUGAAGGGACAUACUUAUAUAUAUUCAUUCCUGAACUACUCUAAACCGGCAAAAACUGCUUUAAUCUCAACUGUGGUCAUGUUUGUGAUACUUGCAUCUUCUACCCUUCAGUAUGGAGUGUAUCGACUGAGAACAUUAAUGGCAAAAAUGUUUGGCAAACUUAUUUUGGACUCAAGCUAAUCGAAAGAUGCUUAGGAAAUGUACUUUUUGACUAGUAUUUUGGCUUUACAAAAAGUAGUACUUAAAUUUGAAAUGGAAUUUGGCUUAAGAAUACAGGGAAUUUUAGGAACAUUAAAUUAUUUAUUAGUAGUA